GUGAUCUGAUCAGUCAUGUCAGUCAGAGCUGGGCUUCGCAACCCUUACACUGCAGAGAGUGAACCUACUCGGCGAAAAUCAAGGGUUUCUAGACUUUUAGAAGUUCCUAGUCCCGUAGUAGAUAGCAGUGACGACGAACCCUUUUUCGACGAUGAUGGAAUGUUUGUGGUUCCAAGAUUUGAUCCUUCACGAGUGAAAAAGAAAAAAAGGACGCUCGAGUUAGCGAACCGAAAAGAAGUCAAAUUUGCACUGAAAUCAUUUAAGAGUCUUCUAAGUACAUCCCGCACUAAUCCGUCGUCCUUACGUCGUGUGCGGUUUGGAAUAAUGACUGAAGUAAAGACCCAGGAGCAAUGGGAUGAACUCAUCACAAAGGAAGGGAUGAUUGUUGUUGAUGCCUUCUCUGCCUGGUGUGGACCAUGUAAAGCUAUAAUCAGCUCUUUUAAAAGACUGAAAAAUGAAAUAGGAGAUGAUUUGCUUCAUUUUGCAGUGGCAGAAACUGACACCAUUGAUUCAUUAGAGAAGUACAGAAUGAGGAGUCAACCAACUUUCUUAUUUUAUGCUGGUGGGAUUCUAGUAAAUGUUGUCAGAGGAUGCCAUUGUCCUCUCCUGCUGAAAACAAUAAGACAAGAGCUUGAGAAAGAACACAAGGUUCUUGAAGGACACUGUGAAAGAGAAAGGUUUAUUGACACUGAAGUGAACAAGGUUGCAGAUGAAGAAAUAGAAGAAAAGAAACCAGACGAAGAAGAGGAGGAUGAAGAAGAAGAGAUUGUUCAUCUACCCAAGCAAGUGACACUAGCAAUCAUAAAACCAGAUGCUGUAAAGGCAGGGCUUGUGGAUGAUAUCAUCAAAAAGGUUGAGGAUAUGGGAAUCGAGAUUCUGAAAAAGGAAGAGAGAACAUUAACAAAGGAAGAAGCUGCAGAGUUUUAUAAGCAACAUGAAGAUUCAGAACACUUUGAACAACUGAUAGAAUUCAUGUCAAGUGGUCCGUUGAUGACAUUGGCAUUAAGCAAGGCUGGGGACACUCCAGAAGCAGUAGAAGGUGUCAUAGAUAGCUUUAGAGAACUAAUUGGUCCAAAGGAUGUCAACAUUGCUAAAGAAGAAGCACCUGAAAGCUUAAGAGCAAUCUAUGGUACUGAUACGGUAAUGAAUGCUGUUCAUGGCUGUGACUCCAGUGAAAGUGCUGCAAGAGAGCUUGCUUUCUUCUUCCCUGAUUUUGCUGCCCCAACUGUUCUUGGUAAACGAAAGAAAAGACGUCUACAAAGGACCUUGGCUCUCAUCAGACCUGAUGCACUCAGAACCAGAAAAGAAUCUAUUAUCAACAAGAUUCAAGAGUCUGGUUUUACGAUUGCAAUGUCCAAAGAAAUGCAGCUUACUAAAGAACAAGCUGAAAACUUUUACUCAGAGCACAAAGACACAGAAUAUUUUGACCAAUUGGUUAACAAUAUGAUAAGUGGUCCCAUGAUGGCACUGUGCCUUGCUAGAGAGGAUGCUGUGGAGGGCUGGAGAGAAUUGCUUGGACCAAAAGAGGUAGAGGUAGCCAAAGAGGAAGCUCCUGAAAGUACUGAUGAUAAAGCAACUGUGCCUUCAAGCUUACGUGCACAAUUCCAAGUAGAAGACAGUCCAAUCAACCCUCUCCAUGGAUCAGAUAGCCCUAGUGCAGCUGAAAAAGAAAUUGGUCAGUUCUUCCCAAUGCAGAGUACUGUAGCUGUCAUCAAACCUGAAGUAGAACCAGAUCAAAGAGAACUCAUUAAGCAGAGAAUAAAAGAAGCAGGAUUUUCUAUCCAAGCACAAAAAGAGAUAACAUUAACAAAGGAGUUGGCAUCACAAUUUUAUCAUGAACAUGAAGGCAAAGAGUUUUUCAGCGAUCUUACAGAUUAUAUGGCAAGCGGUAAAACUAUGUUCUUAGUAUUAUCAAAAGAAGAUGCUGUGUCUGGAUGGAGAGCAAUGAUGGGACCUAGUGAUCCAACAGAAGCUAAAGAAGCAGCUCCUGAAACGCUGCGUGCACAGUUUGGUGUAGAUAAACUGAAGAAUGUUGUCCAUGGUAGUUCUAACCCAGAUAAAGCAGUAGAAGUCAUAAAGGAAUUUUUCCCGGAGGUUGAGUUAAAUCCAGAUGGCACAGUGAAAGUACCAGAGAAAAAGAAAAAAGAUGUUGCUGCACCAGAGGAGAAGAAAGAAGACCUCAGUACGGCACUUGGAUUGGAAGAUGGUAGGGUCCCAGAUGAAUCACUAACAGCAUCAUCUGAACUUGACGAUGGUCAUUCAGCUAAAUGUGCAAGACUCAAUAUUCAAGCUGAUGGAGAUAUGAAAGGAGCCUGGGCUGCAAAAGAUAAUGAUGAAAACCAGUGGUUGCAAGUCAACCUUGGACAGUUUACUAGAGUUUCUAAGAUAGCUACACAAGGUCAAAAUGGAGAGAGUUCAAAUCAUGUGAAGACGUAUGGUGUUAUGUACAGUGGGGAUGGUGAGACAUUUAUGGACUAUGCAGUAGACAAGGUGUUUGAGGCUAAUACAGAUCAAGAAACUGUAGUCUGCAAUGAGCUUGUACCUCCUCUUAUCAGUCAAUAUAUAAGAAUUGUGCCUAAAACAUGGAAUGAUAAUAUUGCACUAAGGAUAGAGGUCUAUGGCAUUGAUGCUGCAUCGUUCAGCAAGCUAUUUGAUGUCCCUGAUGACAGCAUCACUGCAUCUAGUGUUCUUGAUGACAAUCAUAAUGCUUGUCGAAGUAAACUGAAUAGUGCUGUAGAUGGUGAUCAGAUGGCAGGUUGGUCAGCAAAGGAUAUUGAUGAGAAUCAAUGGAUUCAGAUUGAUAUUGGAAAUCCUUCUGAGAUAACAAAAGUCUCCACUCAAGGAAAAGGUGGUGAAUCAACCCAUCAUGUUACUAGCUACCUGUUAUCAUUCAGUUCUGAUGGGGAGAACUUCCAAGUAUACCAGGAAGCUGGCCAGGAUAAGGUAUUUGAUGGCAACAAUGACCAAGAAACCAUAGUUUCACACUGGCUUGCCAAUCCUCCAGUUGCACGUUAUGUACGGUUGCAUCCCAAAACAUGGAAUGAAAAUAUUGCACUUAGAGUUGGAUUUAGUGGAAAAGGAACCAUCAAGAAAUCCAAGCCCCUGGUGCUUUGUGGACCAAGUGGUUGUGGGAAAAGUACACUCCUAAGAAAACUAUUUACAGACUACCCUAAACAAUUUGGCUUUAGUGUAUCUCAUACUACAAGAGCUCCAAGACCAGGAGAGGUCAAUGGAAAAGAUUACCAUUUUACUGAUAGAGAAACUAUGACAAACAGCAUAAGCAGUGGKAACUUUAUUGAAAGCACAGAGUACAACAUGAAUUUAUAUGGAACAAGUAAAAAGGCAGUCCAAGAUGUGAUGGAUUCUGGUAGAGUUUGUAUCUUGGACAUUGACAUGCAGGGUGUGAAAAACAUGAAGAAAACAGAUAUUGAAUGUUUAUAUGUGUUUACCAAACCUCCUUCUUUAGAGGAACUAGAACGUCGUCUUCGUAGUCGUGGAACAGAGACCGAUGAUUCAGUCAAGAGAAGGUUAAAGAUUGCUGAAGAUGAACUAGCUUAUGCUAAGGAACCUGGAUCAUAUGAUUACAUUAUUAUCAAUGAUGAUCUUAAUCAGGCUUAUAAAGACUUUAAGAAUGUCAUCAGUAAGGAACUCAUCCAACUAUCAUAACCAMUUCCAAACCAUUUUACCGUCACUGGAUUCAAAUAACGCGGGCGCAUUAAUAUGCCAUCAAGCCCAGUCUACACKGACAAUUUUUAUGGCGUGUAGCCUGUUUUAAGCAAUAUUGGUCAUUUUUUAUGUUGUAACUGUAUUUGUUGGAAAGCUGGAAUGUUAGUUUUGAUUUUGCACAUAAAAAUCUUCUCGGGAAAAUACAAAAUUGCCUAAUAACAAUUGUUCGUGUAGACUGUGCAUGCAAUGCACCUGAGGGCUAGUCAAAGCUGUUUUUAAGUUAUUUCUGGGUGCAUCGCUGGCUAAGAAUUCAGAGAAAGUAUAUAAUAAUUGGUUGUAACAAAAGCAUGAAUGUAAAUUAUUAUCCAAUAUUAUGCAUUGUUUUAAAAACAUCCUSGUAGUAAAAAGCACUUUGUUCGUACAUAUCCAGUUUUAUAAACAUUGCCAAAAAGAUUUUUACGCGACCGGAACAUUAAAGAGAAGCAGAAUCUGACAUGUUUAGGCCGUGAAUGUGCUGUAAUCGUGAUGUUUUUUCAGCUCAAUUAGAGUUAGCAAACUCUGAUCCGAUAUGUCAAUAUCGCUGGUUCCGUGACCUUAUUGUGUGUUGUCCGCCCUGUUACAGACCGAAUGCCAAUGUGGCUACUAUAAUUUACAUAAUGUUUAAAAAUCGGUAAAAGUAGUUAUAAGAGUUUACAAAUUUAGAAAAAAAAAAACGAAAUAUUAAAGGAUGCUGGCACGGAAGUGUUUGGCUGAACUCAUGAAGAUCCAUGAACGAACUUCGCAAAUAUUGAAUGUUUAGGAAUUAGAAUUUGAAAUGCUGUCUGUUGAGUCUUUCAGAUUUCUCGGUUUUAUCUAAAAUUUUUAACUUUGGAGAAACAUUCGGCGGCCAUACUGACGAUUGAUUGUAUGGCAAUGUUUGUUAUCCAUGUCAUUUGAAAUAGGAUUAACUACCUCUAGAAAAUGACAAGGCGUGUUCUGACAGAAAAAAUGAUGUUUUUUAAGAUACUGUAAGCACGCCAAGAUUCAUUUGUAAGCACGCCAAGAUUCGUGUUAUAAUAAUUACCAAGUGAAACCUCGAGCGCUCCUACUGACUUUUCUGUAUUUGUUGUAUAAAAUACUAUCGACCCUUUGUAAAGAUAGAUUUUCGUCAGGUUUCUUAUUCAAAAUGUGCUUCCAUACUUUGAUUCACGCAUGUAAUAUUUUAUGCAAAGAAUAAAAGAUUUUAUUCUGCAAUGGGAUCAGCUAGUCUAAAAUGGGGGGCCUAAGAUCCUUCACUUACUUGGUAAAUUUUUUACUCUUUUCUUAUCCCUAGCAAUCUCAACCCGUGAAUGAAAAGGAAACAAUGCGAAAGGUUCUGUUUCACAGGUUUAUUGAAAUCACUGUUUCAAAAAUGUAAUCAUUUGUAAGCACGCCAAGAUUCGUGUUAUAAUAAUUACCAAGUGAAACCUCGAGCGCUCCUACUGACUUUUCUGUAUUUGUUGUAUAAAAUACUAUCGACCCUUUGUAAAGAUAGAUUUUCGUCAGGUUUCUUAUUCAAAAUGUGCUUCCAUACUUUGAUUCACGCAUGUAAUAUUUUAUGCAAAGAAUAAAAGAUUUUAUUCUGCAAUGGGAUCAGCUAGUCUAAAAUGGGGGGCCUAAGAUCCUUCACUUACUUGGUAAAUUUUUUACUCUUUUCUUAUCCCUAGCAAUCUCAACCCGUGAAUGAAAAGGAAACAAUGCGAAAGGUUCUGUUUCACAGGUUUAUUGAAAUCACUGUUUCAAAAAUGUAAUCAUUUGUAAGCACGCCAAGAUUCGUGUUAUAAUAAUUACCAAGUGAAACCUCGAGCGCUCCUACUGACUUUUCUGUAUUUGUUGUAUAAAAUACUAUCGACCCUUUGUAAAGAUAGAUUUUCGUCAGGUUUCUUAUUCAAAAUGUGCUUCCAUACUUUGAUUCACGCAUGUAAUAUUUUAUGCAAAGAAUAAAAGAUUUUAUUCUGCAA
Exaiptasia diaphana is the source of this 5645-nucleotide messenger RNA. RefSeq names its product thioredoxin domain-containing protein 3 homolog. Bases 16 to 3666 code for a protein of 1216 amino acids. Gene Ontology annotation, biological process: UTP biosynthetic process; CTP biosynthetic process; GTP biosynthetic process. The transcript is spliced from 31 exons. Lineage: Eukaryota; Metazoa; Cnidaria; Anthozoa; Actiniaria; Aiptasiidae. The record is from RefSeq and is a predicted model, not a curated record. Gene Ontology annotation, molecular function: GMP kinase activity; nucleoside diphosphate kinase activity.